This is a messenger RNA of Drosophila teissieri, 752 nucleotides long. RefSeq lists its product as uncharacterized. The coding region runs from base 67 to 729 and encodes 220 amino acids. The transcript has 5 exons. The record is from RefSeq and is a predicted model, not a curated record. NCBI's taxonomy places the organism in Eukaryota, Metazoa, Arthropoda, Insecta, Diptera, Drosophilidae.
AUUAUAUCUAAAGCAUCAAAACAAAAAGGUUAUACAGCUGGAAUACCAAAAAACCUCCACUAUAAAAUGGAGCAGGUCCUGGUGAAAGAGGAAUCACAAUUAGAAGACGAGGACAUUCAAGUGUACAAUGCGGCCCAAGUUAGAGUGGAGCAUCUAGUAAAAGAAGAAUACGAAGUGGACGAGGACUUUGCGAUGCAGGAUUUUAUGAUGGAAACUCGUCAACCACCUAUUAACCAACUGGCCGAGAUCAGCCAACGUGUACGGGCCUUAGAAACCGCAUUGGAGACGAACACGAAGCAGCUGGCGGAGACCACGAACCAGGUUGCAAGGAUGGCGGACUUGUUGGAGUCAUUUUUAUUCAAGGGGAAGGCGAAGGAUGUGACUGUGGAAGUGGCGUUCCCAGUCGCAUCGGAAGAGGACCUUGUAGCUUUAGAGCUUAAAAUAAGCUCAGUGUCAAAAGAACGCUACAUGGAAGCUAUAACCAAAAUUUUAAAGCGCAACCAUUUGCCCAAGGCAAUCAAGGGCAUUUUGACGGAACCGCUCUUGUGCGCCUAUAACAUAGACGGCCUUAACGGGAAAAAGUCUUUAAAAGCAUUUCCCAAAUUCUUUUCCGUUAUGAUUGAUAGUAUAAGCACAUUAGAAGGCCAGCAGCCAGCGGAGAAGGCCUUGGCCCAUGCACUGACAUGUGCUAAAAAUAAUGCAAAUAAAAAAAGAAAAAAAUUAAUGUAAAUAAAACAAAAAAAUUAUUUAAA